AAUCUUUGAGAUGCAUAUAAAUGGUCCGUCGAAUUUAAAGGGUUCUUUUUCAAAAUGAGCGAGUUUCGAGAAAAAGAAUAUGUGCCAAAUGAAUUAAUUAGGAAGUGUGGAUUUGAAACCGAUGCUCGUUCUACAAAUGGACUGGAUUGGCAGGAACUUUUGGAUAGAUCGCGCCAUGAAAUUGAAAAUUAUAAAGGAGCGCUUAAUCUUAUACGCGUUGCAGAAAUCGAAGUGAUUAAAUCUCAAAAACGUUUAACACAAGAAAUAAGUAAAAACAGUGUUUUCGGAUUAAAAAACACAUCGGAGUGUCUCGCCUCGGAAACAAGAAAAAGAUACGGUUUGCUCCAGUUGAGAGAUAUCUUGAAUAAAGACAAUGUAGGUGUCAGUACACUUUAUCAUUCUUGCUUUCGAUCUGAUUCUUUUAAUAUACCAAGCACGGAUUCAUUAAAUACAACUAUAGUGGAAUCAGAAAUAUGGACCGGAGAUGAGGAAGUUUUGCAGAUUGCAAGUAUUGAAUCGUCUGUAACGACUGAAACGACUGAAACUACAGAAUAUGAAACUUCUUCUAACGAAAUAAUAUCCAGUGCAUACUUCGAAUGUGGAAAAUGCUUUAUUGGAGAAUUAGUAAUUAUUCCAACAACGAUGAAAAACUUUGGAGAAAGUGGUAGAUUUUUUAUAAUAACAGAAGUCGAUUGGUCAUCGAUGAAUAUAGAAGAUAUUACAAAUAGUAAUAUGGUUUUAACUCCUCCUUUUGCAGUUUAUCCUGCUUAUUUUCUUUUACGUACUAACGAAGAAAUAACGCUCUAUUCUUAUUUCUUUCCCACGACUUACGGAAUGCAGGUAGAUAAAUUCUGCAUUAUUAGCGACAACUGUUCCGUACAGCCGUUAGAAAUUAUAGGAGACGGAAUUAUGUUUGAAGAAAAAUUUAUUGUUUUUAAUGAGAAAUCAAAUACGAGAUUCGAGUAUCAUAUCUGUGAAGAUGAAUUUGCAAAAUAUUGUAUUGAGUUGGACAGUAGAAACUCGGACCAAAUAUUCCAAAAUAUGAUUGAAAUACUCAAUACUAGUGGAAUGGUAUUGUAUUAUCGUUGGGAACAAAGAAACGUGAAAAGUGAAGAAAAUAAAGAAAGGAAAUGGGAAGAUUUAUCAUUGGACGAUAUUAUUAUUGACCCAAAAUCUGGAAUUUUCGAACCAUAUUCAACAUCGAAAUUUUAUAUUUUUGCCGAAACUAAAAAUUUAGUAUCGGAUCAAUAUCGUACAAUUUUACAAUUGUGUAUUGAAGACAUUCCUCUUGCAUCAAUUCAUAAAAAAAAUAAUUUACAACUGCAAGAUAGUAAAAGUCACCGAAUCAGACUGAGUUUAGGAAAAGAAUGGCGAUUCUGGACAACAUGGAAACAAAGGAAAGAAAUGAGAGUUUAA
Messenger RNA from Belonocnema kinseyi, 1416 nucleotides. RefSeq lists its product as uncharacterized. Gene Ontology annotation, biological process: negative regulation of cell population proliferation. The record is from RefSeq and is a predicted model, not a curated record. The transcript has 10 exons. NCBI's taxonomy places the organism in Eukaryota, Metazoa, Arthropoda, Insecta, Hymenoptera, Cynipidae. The coding region runs from base 55 to 1416 and encodes 453 amino acids.